CCCUCAUCUAAAAGCUUGAUACAUAACUGGAGGGUGGACUCGCUGAUCUCGGUGACAUUGAGCACUCGUGCUAGUUCGAUCACUAAUCCAUUGGAGGAUACAGUACUCAUUGAUGGUGGUAGAUGUUAGUCGUAAUUAGUGUUGUUUAGUAGCAGCUGUAAAAUUUACGCGUAAAAAAUUUGGCUGCCAUGCAUCAAACACAAAUCACCAACCAUAAAUCACUAACCCAUGGUGAUAACCAGUAUGAGAUAUGGUGUGCGGGUGUUAGGAGCAGUUCGAGUGCGACAGUACAGUAGUGUUCAUGCACCUUUACGGAUUGCAUACUUUGGUAGUGAUGAUUUCAGUGUGUCUGCCUUAGAUGGGUUAGUUAAGUAUCAGCAACAUCAUCCAUCUAAGAUAGAAUCUAUUCAUGUAGUCACUAAGAAAUUAUUACCAACCGGUAGAAAACUCCGUACCAUUACUGAGCUUCCUAUUGGAGAAUAUAGUGCGCAAAAUAAUCUUCCUAUGAUUAGAGUCAGUAAUGGUGAAGAUAUUAAAGAAUUAAGUCAAUUACAAUUCUCAUUAGCUAUUGCUGUAUCAUUUGGUGUCCUAAUACCGGGGCAAUUCUUAAGUAGUUGUCAAUAUGGAGGAAUCAAUAUUCAUCCAUCAUUAUUGCCUCGGUAUCAGGGGGCUUCACCUAUUCAGUAUGCACUCAUGAAUGAUGAUCAUGUUACAGGAGUUACUGUACAGACAUUACAUCCUACACAUUUCGAUAGAGGAGAUAUUGUUAUCCAGUCUGAUGAAGUGGCUAUCGAAGAUCAUGAUAAUUAUAGUUCGUUAGCGACUAAAUUAGGAGCAUUUGGUGGUCAGUUAUUGGUAGAUGUUAUAGAUCAGGGAUUAUUUAGACCUGAUCAUGAUAGAGUGAAAUCAAAGUAUGAAGUAUCCAAAGCUCCUAAACUACAUAAGAGUGCUAGUCAAAUUAGUUGGCAGAAGCAUAGUGCACGACAAGUUGUUCAACUUGGCAAAGCUCUAGGACCAUUAUAUACGUAUCAGUAUGUAGAUAUUCAUACUAAACGGAAGAAAGUACAGGAGUUUCAGAGAGUUAUACUUUCAGAUAUUAAAGAGGUAGAGGGAGAAUAUGAAGAGCUUAAGCAAGUAGGGCAAUUCCAAUUGGAAAAUGAGCGACUUAUAGUUAAAACGCAUACGGGGUAUGUGUCAGUAGGGAGAGUUAAGUUUCAGGCGUGUAAGGAAGAAGCGCCAGAAGAGUUUAUGGGUCAAGUAAAGAAACGUACAGGACAUGAACUGUAUGUGUUUGGAGACGGUUGAUGUAUAGCUUAUAAAUUCAAAGGUUGCAUAGUGUACAUAGUAAUAAAUUUAAAAUAUAAUACUCAACAGGGUCUUACUGUAUAGUCAAUAAUCAUAUACUUUUCUACUAUAUCACACUGUAUUAAUACGAUAUAUGUCAUUCAUAUACUACAACAUACUUU
Molecule: messenger RNA, 1466 nt
Organism: Scheffersomyces amazonensis
Lineage: Eukaryota; Fungi; Ascomycota; Pichiomycetes; Serinales; Debaryomycetaceae
Gene: FMT1
Product: methionyl-tRNA formyltransferase
Exons: 1
Coding region: 229-1305 (358 amino acids)
Biological process (GO): conversion of methionyl-tRNA to N-formyl-methionyl-tRNA; biosynthetic process
Cellular component (GO): mitochondrion
Molecular function (GO): methionyl-tRNA formyltransferase activity
Source: RefSeq, a predicted model, not a curated record